Messenger RNA from Cinara cedri, 1806 nucleotides. The record is from the annotation of a GenBank genome assembly. NCBI's taxonomy places the organism in Eukaryota, Metazoa, Arthropoda, Insecta, Hemiptera, Aphididae.
AUGAGUUUAUCGGUAAGAACAUUAUUUUUAUUAUACGUGCGAAAUAAUAUAGAAUAUUAUAAUAUGUUGUUUUGUUUAUUAUUAUUUAUUUUUUUUUCAUUAGGAAGAAAAUAAUGUAGACGAACCGGAACAAUUUAGAAAAUUGUUUAUCGGUGGACUUAAUUACACCACUACAAAUGAUUCGUUGAAGGAAUUUUUCGAAAAAUGGGGUGACAUAGUUGAUGUAGUUGUCAUGAAAGAUCCUGUCACUAAAAGGUUAUAAUCACAUAAAACUUAACUAUCAUAGCUUUUACUGAAACUUAAUACCAUGUGUUAUUAAACCAUGGUUUAAAUUAUGUUCAUUUUAAACUUCAUAUUUUGUAAAAACUAUCUAUAUUGUUAAUGAUGCACCUACUUAUUGAAUAUAAAAAAUAAUUUUAUUUUACCUAAAUUUGUCCAUAAUAUAUUUCAAGUCUAAAGAUUAUUUUAUUUUAUUCUUUAGAUCCCGAGGUUUUGGUUUUAUUACAUAUUCUAAAGCAUCAAUGGUUGAUGAUGCUAUGAGCAAUAGACCACAUAAAAUUGAUGGCCGUGAAGUAGAAACGAAACGUGCUGUACCCCGUGAUGUAAAUAUUAAAUUCAGUAUAAUGCACCAUUUUAUUUUAUGAUCUUUAUUUAAUAUAUUUUAUUUGUAUAGGACAUAGAUAAGCCUGAUAUAGCAUGGACUGUUAAAAAAAUGUUUAUCUCUGGAAUUAAAGAUCAAACGGAAGAAGAUUUACGAGAAUAUUUCGCACAGUAUGGUAACAUUCUUAACAUACAAAUUGUAACAGACAAAGAAACGGGUCAACGUAAAGGUUUUGGAUUCAUUGAAUUUGAUGAUUCAGAUUCAGUUGAUAAAGCUGUUUGUAUGUAUUAUUAUUUUUUUUUUUUGGACAAGUUAUUAACCUUAUUUAUUUCAGUGAUCAAAACUCACCAUGUUUCUGGAACCAAAUUAGAAGUUAAGAAAGCAGUCAGUAAAGAUAUAACAUCAGCUGCUAGAGGCCGAAGAGGCGGGCGUGGUUCUGGAAGUGGAAGAGGACAGAAUUGGGGAGGGCCUAAUAAUAGUUGGGGAGGUAUGUACAUUACUUUACAAAUGUUUAUUAAUUCAAAUUAUGAUAAGAAAUGAAUAUUGAACACUAAACAAUAUAUAAAUAUAAACCAAAUUUUUAAUUUCAGGUAGUAACUUUGGUGGAAAUGGUGGUUGGGCUCAAGGUGGUCCCCAAGGUUGGAAUAAUGUUUGGGGUAGUCAAGCUCAUCAAGGAGGUUGGGGUAGUGGAGGUAUUUAUAUGUGCAUAAUAAAAUACAUUGUUAUUUUAAAUAAAAUAAAAGAUUAAAAACUUUUGCUAUUUAAAGGAGGUAAUUGGGGAGGUCAUCCAAGUGGAUAUGGAGGAGGACCUAUGCGUGGAAAUUUCGGCAAUAACAGAGCCGCUCCUUAUCACACAGGUCGCAGUAACAAUUUUUGUUUUAAUUCUUCAUUUUAACUAUCUACAAUCAGCAGCAUAUAUAUUAACAUGAUAUAUUGUUGAUUUUAGGAGGAGGUGGUGGCAGUUUCCAUCAAAACCCAAGGGGAAGGUAUUAAAAAGUGAGUAAUUUAUCUUAAAAUAUUAAUAGUAAUUGUUUUUAUAAAUAUUAUUAGCUCGAGUAAAAAUAAUACUGAGGAAUAUUUUUGAUUUUCAUGCAUAAUGAUUUUUUUUCUAUCUUGUUAGGCAGGUUGCUGAAGCGAGGCUGGUAGGAAUCAAUAACCAUCAAAUUUCUCUCCUUCAACUUUUGGGUAUUGAACUAUUCAAAUGA